This is a messenger RNA of Aedes albopictus (Asian tiger mosquito), 1258 nucleotides long. RefSeq names its product cyclin-dependent kinase 7 (gene Cdk7). The transcript is spliced from 2 exons. Gene Ontology annotation, molecular function: cyclin-dependent protein serine/threonine kinase activity; ATP binding; RNA polymerase II CTD heptapeptide repeat kinase activity. The record is from RefSeq and is a predicted model, not a curated record. Lineage: Eukaryota; Metazoa; Arthropoda; Insecta; Diptera; Culicidae. Gene Ontology annotation, cellular component: transcription factor TFIIK complex; nucleus; transcription factor TFIIH holo complex. Bases 122 to 1150 code for a protein of 342 amino acids. Gene Ontology annotation, biological process: positive regulation of transcription by RNA polymerase II; protein phosphorylation.
CAGCGAAUCUUUUUCGCAUGUUGUUUUUGUGUACAAUCUCUCUCGGCUCUGUUUUAAAAUAAUAAUUGUUUUAAUUAUUAGUUAAAAAUUAUUAUUUCUUUCUCAAAUAUAUUGCUCAGCAAUGGAAAAUCGACUCAAUCGAUAUGAAAAAAUUGAUUUCUUGGGCGAAGGUCAGUUCGCUACUGUCUACAAAGCCCGGGACGUCGAAACGAGUGAAAUCGUUGCGGUGAAAAAGAUCAAAAUCGGUAACCGCGAGGAAGCGGCCGACGGCAUCAACCGCACCGCCUUGCGGGAAAUCAAACUCCUGCACGAGUUGCACCACGAGAACAUCAUCGGACUGCUGGACGUGUUUGGCCACAAGAGCAACGUUUCGCUGGUGUUCGAUUUCAUGGACACCGAUCUGGAAAUUAUUAUUAAGGAUCCGAAGAUUUUGCUGACCCCGGCCAACAUCAAGAGUUACAUGAUUCAAACGCUGAAGGGGCUGGAGUACCUGCACCAUCAUUGGAUUCUGCACCGGGAUUUGAAGCCGAACAAUUUGCUCAUCAGCGGAUCCGGAAUUUUGAAGAUUGGAGAUUUUGGCUUAGCCAAAUUUUUCGCAUCUCCCAAUCGGAUGAACACCAAUCAGGUGGUGACCCGGUGGUACCGCUGUCCGGAACUUCUGUUCGGAGCUCGGCAGUAUGGGACCGGGGUGGACAUCUGGGCCGUGGGAUGCAUUCUGGCGGAACUUUUGCUUCGGGUUCCGUUUCUUCCGGGGGAAAGCGAUCUGGACCAGUUGACACGGAUCUUCCAGGUGAUGGGAACGCCCACGGAUGAAAAUUGGCCCGACGUUAAGUCCCUUCCGGACUUUGUACAGUACAAGCUCUUUCCGCCCAUUCCUCUCAGGGAUAUCUUUACCGCAGCCUCGGACGAUUUGCUGGACUUGGCCAAUAAGCUACUGGCGCUGUUUCCUCUAAAUCGGUGCACCUGUACCGAAGCACUCAAGAUGCCGUACUUUUCCAAUAAACCGGCCCCGUCUAUUGGCAGUAAGCUCCCGAUGCCGGCCAGUUACUACGCCGGAACGAAGGACAAGGAGGAUAAGCAGCCAACGCUGAAGCGGAAACUGGCGGACACGGUCGAUGGGGGGACACUUCCGAAGCGGUUGCAGUUUUAGUCAUUCCGGUAAGUCGAAUUUUCUUAUUUCUAGGUUUUAUUUUUACUACGGGCAGAGUUGUUCCUUGUUCUUUACAUUUUCAAGGUAGAAUAAAUCAAUUUUCAAUAA